AUGAAGACUCCGGAAACCCAGAAGCCAAAGGUACUGGACGUGGCCUUCAUCGCGAACUGCCGGGAGGGCUGGUGCUUUGCGCUCCCUUCCUGGCGGCAGGCCUACUCCACGCCAAGCAAUCUCGCCCGCUGCGCGCCGCCCGAGGCCUUCCUGGCAGUGCGGGCGAGCCUGGCAGCCUUCUGGCUUGGGAUCACAAUCUGGUCCAUGGUGGAGCACAAGAGCAACGACUGGGAGACGGCGCCGGAGUGGUACAUCUACCUCACGCAUUGGACGCUGCUGUUUGAGCUCUUUUACCUCAUCCUCGCCGCCGUUGUGUCGGGCUUGGCCAUCGCGUCGAGAAACGGGGAGCCAGACGGCACCACUCCGUGCUACGUCCGUCUCACAUACGCCCUGCAGGUCCUCACCUACGUCGCCCCCUUUUUCGUAUUCGUGCUCUUCUGGGCGCUCGUCUACGACUGGAACUCGCCCGAUCCGCCGUCCGUGCUCUCGUGCUUCACGCACGGCGUCAAUUUUGUGGUGGCGCUCUGCGACUUCCUCAUCGCCGGCCUGCCGAUGCGGCUCAAUCAGAUGUGGGUGCCGGUGCUGUACGGUAUAACCUACGUCCUCUUCAGCCUGAUCUACGACCUGGCGGGCGGAACGGCAGGCGGCGAGCCCUACAUCUACGCCGUGCUGGAUUGGUCGGAGAACGCUGGGGUGGCCGCCGCGUACGGCGGAGGGGUGGUCUUUGGGGCCUUCCCCAUCGUCUUCCUCGCCUGCCUCUUCUGCGUCUACCCGCUGAGGAACCUGUGCCAGUGCUGCCCCGCGGCAACGGGCCUGGACGUUUGA
Emiliania huxleyi CCMP1516 is the source of this 825-nucleotide messenger RNA. RefSeq lists its product as hypothetical. The coding region runs from base 1 to 825 and encodes 274 amino acids. Gene Ontology annotation, cellular component: membrane. The transcript has a single exon. NCBI's taxonomy places the organism in Eukaryota, Haptophyta, Isochrysidales, Noelaerhabdaceae. The record is from RefSeq and is a predicted model, not a curated record.